AUGUCGGACUGGGACGCGAGCAGCGACGAGGAGCUCGGCGCGCCGGGCUGGCCGCGGGCCGCUGCCGCUGCCGACUCGCUGUGCUGGUCGCCCAGCACCCCUUCGUGGGGCCGCGCCUCCGUGAAGAGCGGCGGCCGACGGGGGAAGGGCACGGAGAAUCCCGGUGGGGAAUGGUGGACCCCGCGAGACGCUGAAGGCUCCGGCGGCCCGAGGCGGGCGGCGCGGCAGCGGCCGCCCCGAGCUGCGGCCGACCAGGCUCGGGCCUCUGCGGCCCCGCUCUGCUUCCACCUCGACAGCAGCCUGGUCGGGGCUCUCAUAGGUCGGGGUGGAACUAAAAUUAAAGAACUUGAGGAUUCUUCAGGUUCCAGGAUAAAGGUUACAAGAGGAACCUAUGAAUCUGAAGUAAAGAUUUUUGGCAGCAUUGAUGUACAAAACAAAGCCAAGAUGUUGAUUGACAAUCUUGUUACAAGUUCUGGACAAAACUAUGUUAGAGGUGGGGCAGAGAAAGGAAAAACCUUGGACAUUAUCAAGCCUGAAAAUAACCCAAAGAAACCAGUGAUUAACUGGGCCUCUCUUCGAGAAAACAGGGCCAAAUACGAAUCCAUGAAAUGGGCAGGCUUGCCUCCAAUUGAGAAAAACUUCUACAACGAAUCAUCCAGGACUGCAUCCAUGUCACAAGAAGAAGUGGAACUGUGGCGGAAAGAAAAUAAUGAUAUAACUUGUGAUGACUUAAAAGAAGGUGAAAAGCGCUGCAUUCCAAAUCCUGUUUGUAAAUUUGAGGAUGCUUUUGAGCAUUAUCCUGAUAUUAUGGCCAAUAUAAGAAAAGUUGGUUUUCAAAAGCCUACACCAAUUCAGUCCCAGGCAUGGCCAAUCAUACUCCAAGGAAUUGAUCUUAUUGGUAUAGCACAGACUGGUACUGGGAAGACAUUGGCAUACCUAAUGCCUGGAUUCAUUCACUUGACUUCACAACCAAUAUCCAAAGAUCAGCGUGGGGGGCCUGGAAUGUUAGUCCUUGCUCCCACUAGAGAACUGGCACUUCAGGUAGAGGCAGAGUGUUCAAAGUAUGCAUACAAAGAAAUUAAAAGCAUUUGCGUCUAUGGUGGUGGGGACCGAAAAGGACAGAUAGACAUGGUUACCAAAGGUGUAGAUAUUGUUAUUGCUACUCCUGGCAGACUGAAUGAUCUCCAAAUGAACAACUUCAUAAAUUUGAAGAGCAUAACAUAUCUGGUUUUAGAUGAGGCUGACAGAAUGCUGGAUAUGGGAUUUGAACCUCAGAUAAUGAAGAUCCUGUUAGAUGUGCGUCCUGACAGACAAACUGUUAUGACAAGUGCUACUUGGCCUGACGGUGUCCGUCGCCUAGCAAAAUCCUACUUAAAAAAUCCCAUGAUUGUGUAUGUCGGCACUCUUGACUUAGCAGCAGUAAAUACAGUACAACAAAAAGUUAUUGUUAUCCCAGAGGCGGAAAAGAGAGCUUUCAUGCAUAGUUUCAUUAAGUCUAUGAAGCCAAAAGAUAAGGUCAUCAUUUUUGUGGGAAAAAAGCUUACAGCCGAUGACUUAGCAAGUGACUUUGGUAUCCAAGGAAUUCCUGUACAGUCACUUCAUGGCAACAGGGAACAAUGUGAUCGAGAACAGGCUUUGGAUGACUUCAAGAAAAGCAAAGUUCGAAUAUUGGUAGCUACUGACUUGGCAUCCCGUGGCCUUGAUGUGCACGACAUUACUCAUGUUUUUAACUUUGAUUUCCCUCGCAACAUUGAAGAAUAUGUUCACAGAGUAGGUCGUACUGGAAGAGCAGGGCGCACUGGGGAGGCAGUAACGCUCGUCACGAGCAACGACUGGAGGUUUGCGUCCGAGCUGAUUGACAUUCUGGAAAGAGCAAACCAGGUAGUUCCUGAUGAGCUUAUUGCAAUGGCAGAAAGAUACAAACAAUCACAAAUGAGAAAAGAAAUUGAAAAGGAUAUACAAAGACCUUGGAGAAAGCCCUCAAAAUGAGUAUAAUGCCUUGAAGCUACUGAAACAGAGAAAUAAUCUUAAUUAGUGUUAGCAUCCAUGGGCUUCAAUUUAUAAGUUUCAUUUUGUGUUUGAUUGUUUUCUGUACCUGUACUAUUUAAACUUUUCAAAAGUGUCUUAGAAAAGAAAACUGGAUUAACUUCAUAUAGGAAUAAAUCUCGUUUUGCACUUGGCCACUAUUUUCACUUUUUUUUGUGUGUGUGAUGUAUGAAACUUCUAAAGCCAUUAUCUACUGGUUAAAAACAAAUAUUGUGGCUUUGUUGUUUGGGGUUUUUUUGGGGGGGGUUUUGUUGUUGUUUUUUUUUUUUGUUUU
This is a messenger RNA of Hirundo rustica (Barn swallow), 2320 nucleotides long. It is a transcript of the gene DDX43, whose product is annotated as DEAD-box helicase 43. NCBI's taxonomy places the organism in Eukaryota, Metazoa, Chordata, Aves, Passeriformes, Hirundinidae. Gene Ontology annotation, molecular function: RNA helicase activity; ATP binding; RNA binding. The record is from RefSeq and is a predicted model, not a curated record. Bases 1 to 1989 code for a protein of 662 amino acids. The transcript has 16 exons.